Messenger RNA from Boleophthalmus pectinirostris (great blue-spotted mudskipper), 3241 nucleotides. RefSeq names its product solute carrier family 9 member 2 (gene slc9a2). Gene Ontology annotation, molecular function: sodium:proton antiporter activity. The transcript is spliced from 13 exons. Gene Ontology annotation, cellular component: membrane. The coding region runs from base 245 to 2689 and encodes 814 amino acids. The record is from RefSeq and is a predicted model, not a curated record. Lineage: Eukaryota; Metazoa; Chordata; Actinopteri; Gobiiformes; Gobiidae. Gene Ontology annotation, biological process: proton transmembrane transport; sodium ion transport; regulation of pH.
UGUAAAGGCCACAGACAGGCUUCAGGUGUGUAGUCCUGUGCAGUCCUGCGCUGAACGAAGGCAACGCAACGAUCAUCAAAUAUCUGAAACGUGAUGGGAUCUUCAUGAAAGGGACUUUUAUUCGUGGAACGUGUUAAGGAGCACGCACGCUUUACUUUUAUUUAUGUUUUAACUUAUGGAGUGAUUCAGCACAACUUGGAAGUUUAACUUUUCUUCACUGUGACCUUGUUAUUUAUUCGCAAAAAUGGAUAUCGGAUUUUCCAGAUCUGCAGGGUUUAUACUUUUCAUUUGUAGUCUUUUAACUCUUGGCUCCAAUGGAGAGGUGCCUCCCAAACCAACCCGUAGUGUUACCAUUUUACCCCCAAUUAAACCAAUGGAUGGACCUCAGGCUUACCCUGAUGCAGAAAAGGCCAGUCUACCAGUGUUUACCAUGGACUACCCUAGAAUACAGAUCCCAUUUGAAGUGACAUUGUGGGUUCUAUUAGCUUCAUUUGCAAAGAUUGGUUUCCAUGUGUACCAUAAAAUCACAGUUUGGGUGCCAGAGUCCUGCCUGCUCAUCAGUAUCGGCCUCAUAGUUGGAGCCAUCAUGCACUCUGUCCAUGAGGAACCUCCUGCAGUUUUGACCAGUAAUGUCUUUUUCCUCUACAUGCUCCCUCCCAUUGUUCUGGACUCGGGCUACUUCAUGCCCACCAGGCCCUUCUUUGAGAACAUUGGAACGGUGCUGUGGUUUGCAGUGGUGGGUACACUAUGGAACAGCAUCGGAAUAGGGAUGUCUCUUUUUGCUGUAUGUCAGAUUGAAGCUUUUGGCGUUCAGGAUAUCAAUCUACAGGAGAACCUACUCUUUGCCACCAUAAUCUCUGCUGUGGAUCCAGUGGCUGUCCUGAACGUGUUUGAGGAUGUCUCUGUAAACGAGCAGCUUUACAUCGUAGUGUUUGGGGAGUGCCUCUUUAACGAUGCCGUCACUGUGGUCUUGUACAGCAUGUUCACCUUCGUGGCAGACAUGCCUGUGGUGGAACCAGUGGACGUGUUCCUCGGGGUUGCUCGGUUCUUCGUAGUAGGACUCGGGGGGAUGGCAUUCGGGGUCCUGUUUGGUUUUGUCUCUGCGUUUACCACAAGAUUCACCUCUAAAGUCCGAGAGAUCGAGCCCCUCUUUAUCUUCAUGUUCAGUUACCUGGCGUACCUGGUGGCUGAGCUGUUUGCUAUUUCUUCUAUCAUGGCGAUUGUGACUUGUGCCCUUACCAUGAAAUAUUACGUGGAGGAAAAUGUCUCUCAGCGUUCAUGCACGACCAUCCGCCAUGUUGUUAAGAUGUUGGGCUCCAUCUCGGAAACCCUCAUCUUCUUUUUCCUGGGUGUGGUUACCAUAACAACUGUGCAUGAGUGGAACUGGGGUUACAUCCUGUUCACUCUGCUGUUUGCCUUUGUCUGGAGGGGUCUAGGUGUGCUGGUGCUGACUCAGAUCAUUAACCCUUUCCGGACCAUCCCAUUCAACCUGAAGGAUCAGUUUGGUUUGGCUUAUGGUGGUCUCCGGGGGGCCAUUUCUUUUGCCUUGGCCUUCACUCUGCCUGACAACAUUGGGCGCAAGCAGCUCUUCAUCACAGCCACCAUCGCCGUCAUCCUCUUCACAGUGUUCCUGCAGGGAAUCAGUAUCCGACCUCUGAUUGAGUUCAUAAAUGUUCGGAAGACGAACCGCAAUCUUGAAACCAUCAACGUUGAAGUCCACUGUAGGCUCAUGGAGCACACUAUAGCUGGUAUUGAGGAUCUCUGUGGACAGUGGAGCCACUUCUACUGGAAAGACAAAUUUUUGAAGUUCAACAAUCGGAUCCUACGUAAAAUCCUCAUCCGGGACAGCCGCGCUGAGUCGAGUAUUGUGGCUUUAUAUAAAAAGCUUGAACUGCAAAACGCCAUGGAGAUUCUGGACACUGUGGCUGGGGACAUCAGUGCUGCUCCAUCCAUUGUGUCACUAUAUGAAGAAAAGAAGAAUCCAAAACCCAAGAUGUUUGUGGCCAGUGAUUUACGUAACAUGCAUGAUAUUCUGUCCAAGAACAUGUACAAGAUCAGACAACGGACUGUGGCCUUCACGAGUAAACAUGCUCUGCCAAAUGAUCGGCACACCAAAGAAAUCCUGAUACGGCGUCAUGCCAGUAUCCGGCGCAGUCUCAGACCUGGAAGCUUUCAGAGCUCUGCAGUGUCUAAAUCCCAAAAGUACUACUCUCUUCCUGCUGGACAGAACCUGGAGUCAAGAUUAUCUCCUCGGAGACUGACCCAGACGGAUGAUCGGGAAACCAUGUCCGAAGUUGCGUAUCCCAUAGCAAAUCGGCGGUCCAGGUCUAGUCAACCCACACGCUCCUCUUCCUCCAGAGCCAUGAUGCCUCUGCGCAGACUGGACACACUCACAGAGGCAGUUUCAGUUGACAUGUUAAAUGAAAACAAGGAGAACAAUGGCAGCAGGGCAGGUACGACUCGAUCAAACUCCUCCUCCAGUGACACACGACUACCUGGUCCUCGUCAGCAGCUCUCUCCCACCAGAGACGACAAUGGCCUUUCAGAUAACCUCAUAAAUGUGCAUCAUGAAGCAGAGGAGGAGCCCUCAGCCCCCUCCCCUCCUCCAGUCUGGGUCGCUGAACCCAGGGGCAAUGUCAACAGAAACCCUCUCCUCAGACGACCACUGUGGAACCCAAAGAGGACCUGAUGAUGUCCAUAGUGUUUCCCCUGCACACAAAUGAAACACUACCAACCGAUAAGUAUGGACUUGUAAAAUGCCAGAGGUGAUCGUAAAUUAGCAUUCAUUUUAAAGUUACUGUGAAUAUUUCUUACUUUUGUAAAUAUUUUUCAUGCAUUGUGUGACUGAAUUGUCUGAAAUUUCAAUUGUAUAUGUUUUUAUAUUUAUGCAGUGUGACUGUAUUUGUUAUUUUAACACAAAGAAAUUACAGUGGCAGGCCUCAAAAUGUCUCUUAUAACUGUAAUAAAUUUUUUAGUGUUGUUAAAUUGUUAAAACAAUGCAAAAGAAAUAUUCAGCACUGAGAGAGAAGUUCUAAGGUUAGAGGCAAUUCAAUGGUGUCACUGCCCAUAUAUAAAAGUUGGGGUUUGCAUAACCGGUAAGAUGGUCAAUAACUGCAGCUGCGUUAUAAUAAGAAAUGUACUGAGGUAUGUCCUACCACAGUUUCUUGUAAGAGUGGUUGGUAGAGGAUCUCAGAAAAUGUGCAAAAAUGCAUACAAAUGUUAUGAAUAAUGUACACAGGUU